CUGCGGGUCACCCCAUCUCCCCCACCUCUCGUGGGCCACGGUGCGCCGCCGCGUCGGCCGCCACGGGGACGGAGAUCCGGUGGCCGGUUUGUCUCUCGUGCUGCCAGGGCAUGACGAGUGAGGUUGCCCCCUGCAUGCCGUUCAAUUGGUUCCGGAGGGCAUCAGGUUGGUCUGGAAGUGGAGGAGGUCUGAUGACCGGUGAAGGUGCUCAGAACCGGGCCAACGACAUUUGCCACCGCCUUGAGGAGGCUUUAGAUUCCUUGGACCGGGUGGACACAGAGCACGCCGAUGCAGCCACCUUGAAGCGACUCUCCCAGGAUGUGAAAAAGCAGCUGCAAGCGUUGCUGGAGGUGUUGCAAGAGGCCGAGCGUGGUGCUGGAGGUGAGAUGCAGAUCUCGGUGGUCAAGGCAUGGCUUGCUAAGUUCCUGGCCACGGAUCUCCCAAAGCGUUUGGCACAGCACUUGAUCCAAUUGGAGUUUGAGGUGCGCAAUGAUGUCGUCACUGUCUUCAGUCACGUGGUGCGGAUAGGAGCUCUUGCGGAUGUCGAACUGAUGAAAGAGUACUGCACUGAUCCAGCUUUCUUUCAGCUUCUGGUCAAGGGCUAUGAGACGCCGGAGAUCGCGACGCACUGUGGGAUGAUGCUGCGAUCUUGUGCCCGAGAAGAAAAGCUGGUUCAGGCCUUCUUGGACAAGAUGGAGUUGGUGCUGAACUUGAUGAAGUACACCCGCCAUGAAGAGUUUGAGAUUUCGACAGAUGCUUUUGCCUCAUUGCACGACUUCCUCUUGAAUCACCACGAUAUCUCUGCAGAGUUUUUGGAGGGCAACUUCCGUCCCUUCUUCACCUGCUACAACAAGCUCUUGGAGGAGGGUGACUAUGUGACCAAGCGUCAGGCCCUCAAGCUCCUUAGCGACCUUCUGCUGGCAAGAAAGUUCAUGAGGAUAAUGCUGACCUACAUUGGAGACGACUCGUAUUUGCAGCUUCAUAUGAACCUGCUCAGAGACGAGUCCAAAACCAUCCAAGUGGAGGCCUUUCACGUUUUCAAGAUCUUCGUGGCCAACCCUUCUCGGCCGCCCCGUGUCCAAGCCAUUCUCUUCAAGAACAAGGAGAGACUUGUGAACCUGCUGAAAGAGUUGACUCCUCAUCGAUCUGAUGACAAACAAUUCCUGGAGGAUAUGAAGACGGUGCUGGCAAAGCUGGAGGCUCUAGAAGCACCAGUGCGUAAUCCUGGCGGCUACCAAGGAGGCUCGGCCGAACCGGGCUCACCCAAGCGUGAGACAUCUUGAGGUAGGGAUGCCAUGUUCGCUUUAGCCCAAAGCUGUGGAGCAAAGAGUGCUUCAUAGGCAGAGGCGAACAUGGCGGACAUGCUGUCGGUGCUGCGCUGUUGCUGUAGGGGUCGCUGUGCCCAGGCUUGUACUCGGUUGGUGAUGCCUGACUUGUUAU
This is a messenger RNA of Durusdinium trenchii, 1440 nucleotides long. The record is from the annotation of a GenBank genome assembly. Lineage: Eukaryota; Dinophyceae; Suessiales; Symbiodiniaceae.